Molecule: messenger RNA, 693 nt
Organism: Torulaspora globosa
Lineage: Eukaryota; Fungi; Ascomycota; Saccharomycetes; Saccharomycetales; Saccharomycetaceae
Product: Rtr1/RPAP2 family protein phosphatase
Exons: 1
Coding region: 1-693 (230 amino acids)
Cellular component (GO): cytoplasm; nucleus
Molecular function (GO): RNA polymerase core enzyme binding; RNA polymerase II CTD heptapeptide repeat phosphatase activity
Source: RefSeq, a predicted model, not a curated record
AUGACGACUAUCGAAGAUAUACAGAAGAUCGUAUUACGCCCUUUCCAAAAUCACCGGCAGCUUUCAAUGCGAGAAGCAGAGACGUUAUCUUUGGAACUUGUUGGAAUCCUAUGCGACUCCUACUGUAAGAAUAGAGAGACGCUGAAGUAUGUCGCUAGAUUUCUUACGCAAGAUACCUACCAGGAUAUAUUAGACGAAAGAAAUCUAAACAAGAUGUGUGGCUAUCCUAUGUGUGCGAAGGCGCCAGAAAGGGUUCGUGAUCCGUUUUCCAUCAGCGAUAACACCAAGAAGUUUCUUUGGGAGAAUAAUCCUUACGCCUAUCUAUCGACGUACUGCAGUAAGUUUCAUUUCAGAUGCUCCCAAUUUUAUCAGGUUCAGCUUUCGGACGAAGCACUCUUUGCCAGGACUGGUGUUCAUCUGAUAGCACAAAAUGCAACGGAGGAGGCUACAUUCGCAGAGAAAUAUGAAGUUACUCUAUUCGAGGAGCUGCUGCGAAAAAAGGCAUCGGAAGACGAUGUUAAAUCGCUGAUAAUGGGUUUGAAAAGACUUGGGAUUCAAAGCGGCGAAGUUGAGUCCCCAGAGAACGACGAACAAAUGCAGGAAGAUCUUUCGAAAUGGUUAUCAGACAUCAAAAUCGUGGAAAAUAAAGAGCCGAGUAUCUUAGGCGAUCUGACGAAAGAAGAUUCACCUUGA